AUGGGCCAGUCUCCUGUACCUGUUGCAAAGGCUUCUUCGGACGAGCGAUGUGGGCGCCGAAUUGAGUUCAGACUCGGUCUUGGGAUCACGAUUGAGAGCGUGUUUAGUUCGGCCUCGGCGUUGACUUCUGACUCAGACGUGGAAUGGGCUUUGAGCUUGACUGUGGACCCGGGAUCCAGGUUUGAGUUUGACCGUAGAAUAGACGUCUGGUUCGGGUUCGGUUUCUGGAUCAGGCUCUGGAUUCAGCUCGAGCUCGGGUUGCGUCUUGACAUUUUGCCAAACUCAGACUUUGGCUAUGUUCUCGGGUGUGGAUUCGUGUUUGAGCUACAGUCUGUUCUCGGACUCGAAAAUGGGCUCAGGAGUUAG
Molecule: messenger RNA, 366 nt
Organism: Protopolystoma xenopodis
Lineage: Eukaryota; Metazoa; Platyhelminthes; Monogenea; Polystomatidea; Polystomatidae
Source: the annotation of a GenBank genome assembly